This is a messenger RNA of Cylindrotheca closterium, 3174 nucleotides long. The record is from the annotation of a GenBank genome assembly. Lineage: Eukaryota; Bacillariophyta; Bacillariophyceae; Bacillariales; Bacillariaceae.
AUGCCAUCAAGAGAGGAAGAAGACAAAAACGCUAAGCACAAAGCUCGGGAAGACCGUCGCAAGCAUAGCAGCAGCGCGUCUUCCAGGUCUCGACGGGAACCCAGCGAUCGAGAUCGCGAUCGAAGGGAGAAAGAUCGAGCUCGCAGAGGUCGUGACGACAGUAGAAGCGCUGCUCCGGGAGCAUUUGCUGGCACUGAUUUGUCGCAAAGCAGAUCAAAGAAAUCCUCUGGUAGACCAAGAUCUUCUGGUGAUGCUAUCGAUCGAAGUGAUCGCGGUAGCGGCCGUUAUUCCAGAUCUGAUGGCAAAGGAUCCAGGUCUUCAGCACGCAAAAGCCGAAGCUCAAAGCCAGCUACUGUUCCUGGUGCAGUCACUUCGUCCACAGCUGAUGCUCGUAGGGAACAGCGCAAAGCUGGGAACCGAAAAGAUUCCAGCAGAAGAAAUCAGGGCGAUUCCAGCAGGCCCGAUAGAGCUCAGCAAAAGUUGAAGGCUGCUGGCAUGCUGGAACUUGAAGAGGGCGGACAGAAGAAGGAUCUAGAAUCAAAGCCUAUUGAGGAUACUACUGGCGAAGGAGCAGCAAUAAACAUCAACAAAGGCGGUGAGGUAUUGCUUGAAGCCGUAGCUGUGGACGAAAACGCAGGAAAAGCUCCAGUCGAUGCAACGGAGGACGCUUCCACUACAACCAAAGGCGUGGUCUCCCCAGCACCAGUACCUAACGGUACCGGAGGCCCACCAGACACCACUCCUCAUAACGAAGAAGACAAGCAACCCGAAUCCAAAGAAAAACCAUUUUAUUGCAAAGGCUGGUUCUGGGUUGUCGUCCUACUAAUCUUGGUUGGAGGAGCCGUCGCCAUCUUUUUUGGGACGCGAACCAAUGACACCACUGCCGCUGUUCCUGAGUCAGAGACUGUUUCUGGAACUGAUCCUGAUCCUGAUCCAACAGAGUCUGUGCCAACAAUGGCACCUGUAUCCAGCAGUCCCUCUGGAUCACCCUCCAGCACGCCAAGCAGUCUAGUCUUGUUGGAUCUUCCUCCUUCAUCAGAAGACUGCGCCGCAAUUGCCAACGGAGAAGUGGUGCCUGGGCAAGACGAUACCGUAUUGCAAAGCUUCCAGGUACAAAUGGAUGUUGUGCUAGACUCUGAAUAUCCUGAUGACACGACAGCCCAGGAGUUGGAAGAGAAAAUCCAAGCUCUUUUCAUGCCAGAACUCGUCGGGUGUCCAAUCAACACUGAAAGACGCAUGCUGAGGACUCUGUCCGGGCAAGAAAAUCUAUCUCGUCAGAGCAGUUCUUCCUCGGAUAAUGUGAAGAUUGUAAAUGGUCUCGCAACGGUGCGACCAGAAUCAACUACAGGUUGUGUGCAGAGCGACGAAACACCGUGCUUGCAUGUAUCCACAAUCCUUGAUUUGUACUUGAAGGAGUCUGCUACAACAUUUACCUUGACAAAUAUGAUCAUUCAAGUAUUUGGACCAGAACCAGAGUUGGUUGCAAAGCUUGGCUUGCCUCAACCAUUCAAGGAAGUACUCAUUGUUUCCAUGGGGGCUACGGGCACAGGUCCUGCACCUCCUGUUCCCCCGUCAGAUUCUUCGGCUACUCCCAGUGCAAGUCCAUCCAGUGCUCCUAGUGCAUCUGCUUUCAGCAAUCCCACCCAAGCUCCUGCUUCAUUUCCGACCACUGAUGAGCCAACAUUGAUGCCUAGUCCGCUUCCAUCAUCUGCUCCUACAUCAGCACCAUCCCUUGGUCCAACAUUGGUUCCAACACUUGUUCCGGUACCUGAUGCAACACCACUACCGACAUCGCAACCAUCACAAGGUCCAACAAAACUGCCAACACCACUGCCAACACCACUGCCAACACCACUGCCAACACCACUGCCAACUAGAAGUCCAACACAACUGCCAUCUAUUGCCCUUUCAACUUCACCCAGCCCUGGGCCUUCUAGUGCGCCUUCGGCUUUUGAUGGACUGGGUGUUCCAAUUGUGGCUGAUUGGGAUAACCAAGUCGUCGUUGGAGACAAUACUGGAAGAUAUUUCCUUUUCCGCCCAGAGCAUUGGGAGGCUGUUUUUGGGCCAUUGCCUGCUACAGGAGUAGCAACAAUAUAUGAAGUGGAACAACGACGAAACGGUCAAGUCAUGUGGCAAGGAGCAGUGGCAAUUUGGAUAUGGGAUUCAACACGGCCCGAUAUUGGUAAUCCUGAGGGGUAUGAGUCUGGGAGACGCGACCCUAAUGGUAGUUCUGCUAAUGGACAAUGGCAAACUGGGGAUGUCAUUGUUCCAUCACCCUGUUUUCAAACCAAUACUGAGCUGUCUGAUGCAGUAGGCAACUGGUUUGAUACCCCUGAAUUAAAGGCAUCAGUUGAAGACCAAUAUGGCCCAAUCGCAGACUGGUGUUUUGGUGCAGGUGUUACAAGCAUGCAGAACCUGUUCUUUGAACGUUCUACUUUCAAUGAGGAUAUCGGAAACUGGGAUGUGUCAUCUGUAACAAAUAUGGAUCAGAUGUUUGAGGGUGCAAGUGUCUUCAACCAGGACUUGUCAUCAUGGGAUGUUUCUUCUGUUACAUCCAUGGCCAGUAUGUUCAGAUGGGCAUCAGUCUUCGAUGGAGACAUAUCAUCAUGGGAUGUUUCUUCUGUCACGGACAUUAGUGGCAUGUUCGAAUAUGCACAGAAAUUCAAUCAAGACAUAUCAUCAUGGGACGUUUCGAGUGUCAGGACUUUGGCUUCCACUUUCCGUAUUGCAUCACUUUUCAACCAAGACUUGUCGUCAUGGGAUGUUUCUUCCGUAACUGAUAUGGGUUCCACCUUUCAUGCAAGCCCAUUCAAUCAAGACAUAUCAUCAUGGGAUGUUUCCUCUGUAACGUCAAUGUAUCGAACGUUCCGGGGGACCGUCUUUGACCAAGACUUGUCAUCUUGGGAUGUAUCUUCGGUGACUAAUAUGAGGGAAAUGUUCCAAGAUGCAUGGGAAUUCAAUCAAGACAUAUCAUCAUGGAAUGUUGCUUCACUCAUUGAUAUGGGUAGAAUGUUUGCUGGGGCAAGAUCCCUGAAUCAGAAUUUUUGUGCAUGGGGCUCAUUCAGCAGUAUCAGUAGUGUGUCAAAUUCGUUCCAGGGCGCAUGGCGGUGCCCUUCACCAUCUAACCCAGACCUCUCUUCAAAUCCACCGGGUCCCUUUUGCCAUAUCUGUUAG